Molecule: messenger RNA, 1404 nt
Organism: Suricata suricatta (meerkat)
Lineage: Eukaryota; Metazoa; Chordata; Mammalia; Carnivora; Herpestidae
Gene: SLC22A31
Product: solute carrier family 22 member 31
Exons: 10
Coding region: 109-1404 (431 amino acids)
Biological process (GO): transmembrane transport
Cellular component (GO): membrane
Molecular function (GO): transmembrane transporter activity
Source: RefSeq, a predicted model, not a curated record
UGCACGCGCGGCUGGCACUACGCGCUGCCCGCCGCCGGCCUGCUGCGCAGCCCGGUCACCCAGUGGAACUUGGUGUGUGAGGACGGCUGGAAGGUGCCCCUGGAGCAGAUGAGCCACCUCCUGGGCUGGCUGCUGGGCUGUGUCCUCCUGGGUGCGGGCUGUGACUGGUUUGGACGUCGGGCUGUGUUCGUGGCCUCCCUGGCGCUGGCCACGGGCCUGGGGGCCGGCGAGGCCCUGGCGGCCAGCUUUCCCGCCCUGCUGGUUUUAAGGCUGCUGCACGGGGGGGCCUUGGCAGGAUUUUCCCUUGCCCUCUACGUGGCUCGCCUGGAGCUGUGUGACCCCCCUCACCGCCUGGCGUUCUCCGUGGGAGCCGGCCUCUUCUCAGUGCUGGGCACCCUGCUGCUGCCUGGCCUGGCGCUGCUGGCGCAGGACUGGCGCCUUCUGCAGGGGCUCAGUGCCCUGGCCACGGGACUUCUGCUGCUCUUUUGGGGGUCUCCGGCCCUGUUCCCCGAGUCUCCCUCCUGGCUGCUGGCCACGGGACAGCCAGCCCGAGCCCGGAAGAUCGUGCGGCACUUUGCAGAAGCUGGGGGUGUGGACCCGGAGGACAGCUCGGAGGAGGAGACCUCCCUGGUAACAGAGCUGGACGUGCUGGGUGCACGGAGCCCCCAGCCCCAGUACCACUGCGUCCUGGAGCUCCGGCACACCCGCGUUGCCUGGAGGAAUGGAGUCCUCCUGGGCUUCAGUUCGCUGAUCAGCGGGGGCGUCGGAGCCGGCUUCCUCCGCAGCCUGGCCCCGAGCGAGCCUGCCUUCUACUGGCCCUACUUCCUGGCCGUGGGCCUGGAGGCAGCGGCCACGGUGCUCCUGCUGCUGACGGGGGACCGCUGGGGGCGACGCCCAGUCCUGUUGCUGGGCACCCUGGUGAUGGGCCUGGCAUCGCUGCUGCUCCUGGCCGGGACCCAGUACCUGCCGGGCUGGGCCAUGCUGUCCCUGGCCGUCCUGGGCCUCCUGGCCUCUCACGCUGUGUCUGCCCUGAGCACCCUCUUUGCGGCGGAGGUGCUGCCCACCGUGAUCAGGGGCGCCGGGCUGGGCCUGGUGCUGGGCGCCGGCUUCCUGGGCCAGGCGGCCGCCCCCCUGGCCGACGUGCACGCGCGCCGCGGCUUCUUCCUGCACCGCGUGCUCUUCGCGGCCUUCGCGGUGCUCAGCCUGCUGUGCGUCCUGCUGCUGCCCGAGAGCCGCGGCUGCCACCUGCCCGCCUCGCUGCGGGACGCCGACCGCCUGGGCGGGUCCCCGGCCCUCCGCGCGGGUCCCCGGCCGGGGCCGAGGGCCCCGGGCGGCUCACUGCCCGCCCCCCCCCCACCCCCCCCCUGGGGCGGGGCAGCUGCUACCACAGCCCCAACUGUGUGA